Molecule: messenger RNA, 372 nt
Organism: Linnemannia hyalina
Lineage: Eukaryota; Fungi; Mortierellomycota; Mortierellomycetes; Mortierellales; Mortierellaceae
Source: the annotation of a GenBank genome assembly
AUGAUGUCGAUGGGGACUUUCAUGGAUGCGCAUGCCAACCACAGAUUGAAGCUGCAUCAAGGAUCUUCCACAUUUUCUGACCGCGACUGGAUCGAUGCCCUCAGCACCUUCUCGGCGACCAAGAUUGAGAGCCAUGCAAAGGGCUUUCGCAACUAUCGUCGAGACAAGGUUUAUAUCAGCAUGAUUGUUACAUACCCUACGAGGUUGACCUGCAAGCUACCGGCACUCUCAGAGCUCCCAAAAGUCACCAGUGAUAUACAGCAGGUCAACGUCAAUGUAGGCGAUGAAAAUUUCGGCGACAUUUUCCCAAAGGAGCAUGUAAAGUUCAUCGAUAGACUCAAGAAUGCAGGAAAACGCAAUGCGGGCGGAUGA